UGACAGCAGUCUUGAUGACACCAUGGAUAACACAUACACAGAGCAAAACAACACGAUGCAGCGCUAUAAAACACCGACACACACAUGCAAAGACACAAAGAGGCACAGCGAGCGGAGAGGCUUUCUACCUGAGAGACACUUUCUACCUGAGGCUUACCUGAACCAUGGGCGUCAUCAUCUCACACAUUUUUUCCAGACUCUUCUCCAAGCAUCCCGUCAGGAUUUUGAUGGUGGGUCUGGAUGCUGCAGGUAAAACCACCCUGCUGUACAAACUGAAGCUGGGCGAGGUCGUCGCCACCCUCCCAACUAUUGGUUUUAAUGUGGAGACUGUGGAGUAUAAGAACAUCAGCUUCACAGUUUGGGAUGUUGGUGGUCAGACGAUCAUCAGGCCGCUGUGGAGACAUUACUACACUAACACACAGGGUUUGAUAUUUGUGGUCGACAGCAACGACCCGGAGAGGAUCAAAGAGGCAUCUGAGGAGCUGCACACACUGUUGCAGGAGGAUGAGCUGAAGGGCGUGGCCGUGCUGGUCUUUGCUAACAAGCAGGAUUUACCCAGAGCCAUGUCGGUCAGUGACAUCAUCGAGGCCCUGCGUUUAAAUGGAGUGUCACAGCCGUGGUCCGUCCAGCCAUCCUGCGCCGUCAGCGGCACUGGUCUGGUUGAAGGUCUGGACUGGCUCUCUAAUGAGAUCCUGAAACGGUAGCAGACAUCAGGGUGACGAGGAGUUCUGCUGUACUUUGUUUGUUGAGUCUUCUGUCUUCUGUGAACUGAGGUGAGCGGUGAAUCCAGAACCAGCGUGAAGGAUCCUUUGCAACUGUUAAAUCGGCCUCAUCACAAAGACAUUUGACGGGAAAUGCUGUCACUCAGAGUUCUAAAAGAAACUUAAAAACAGGAGAUAAAAGUCUAAAUGGGGCUAAUUUUUCAUGAAUUUAAAAUGACCUGUGAUGUUUUAUUAACUUUCAUUUUUUUAAUCACUUUUGUUCAAACUUUCUGAGACAACACAAGCUGCUUUAAAACUGCCUCCACAGGACACACCAGAAUGGUGUUUUUAUUUUUCUCAUCUAUCAGACUUACUUUACUUACUGAUGUAGUACGUAAGUUCUCGAAGGUUAGCAUUGUCUCAAAUGGACUACGAUGAGUUUUAUUCUUACCACAAAUGACAUUUGAAAUGCUUAAACCACAUUUUAUGAACAGCUGCCAGAAGUUGUGCCUUUGAUCGUUAAAUUCACUACACGUGCCAAAUAAUGCCCUAACACGUGUUAUGUUGUUUUUACCUGCAAAAAACUCAGUGCUGCUCUUUCUUAGCUAGCCGGCACCGUCAUCAUCAUCACAAUGAAAAUUGUUUAGCAGUCCCUCUGAUGCAGCCAGUCAUGUGAACCCAGCUGUGCACUCCAAAUAGUGAUUGUAAAUAUGGACGAACGAGACCAAAGAUAUAAAAGAAUUGUAUAUCUACUGUUAUAUCUCUGAUAGACACAGCAUAGAUGGACGUCACCCAUUGGUUAAUGAAAUACCGCUGUGAAGCCUCAAGAUUUGUUUGUUUUUUGGUUUUUUUGCCAUCACCAAAUUGUUGUUUUGAAACAAUCAGGUCAUUGGACAAUAUCUUGUCAAUCACAGUGAUAGCCUGGCUCUUAAAAUGACCAUAAUUAAGUAAAUUAAUGACUGUUUUAUUGAGUAUGACCCGAAACCAGACAUCAUGAAAGUGUUUAGUGGGGUCAGGGCAGAGGGAUGUUCUUGCAUAGAUUUUGUAGGACAAGCAGUCAUUUUGCAGCCACAGGUAUCGCCCCCUGGUGGCUUUUACAUUUACUUAAAAACUGUGAGGGCGCCACUGUUCAGUGAAGCCACCAUUUUUUACAUGGGUUGGCACGUGGAGGACAAAAGACAUUCAAAAUGCUGAUGGGAAACUUUAGAAAAGACCACCAAACCAAACCAUGUAAAACGUGGUUAAAUUCACUCAGUUAUAAUGAUUUUAACUGUGAACAGACCUCAUUUGUGAUUUGUUCCCCAUUUACAAGCUGUGGCCUUAAUGUAGACACGAGUUGCCUUUAGUUUAACUGAAGAAGGAUUUUCUAUCUCUGAGUGUUUUCUUUAAAAAAUUUAAAGGCACAAGGAGGUGAAAUUGAUCAGAACUUUAGGAUUUUUUUUUAAAGAAAAUUCAAAAUCGUGCACUUUAUUUGAUCAACAGAAGACUCUGAUGGUCCCUCUCGGCUUCCUUAUAACUUUCAUUAUUGUAAAAAAAAAAAUUUAACUGCACUGUUUUUCUUUAUCAUUUUUAUCUCAGGUUAUUUCUUCUAAUUGAUUUCAUUUAUUUCACAAAUGAACUGUUGGAGUUGUUUGUCAUUGUAGCAGAAACACAUGAUUUAGUGGUUAUUUAUGAAACAUGACUGUGAUGUUGAAACUUGGUGUAUGAGGUAAAAUUCUGGGUGAAUGUUUCUAUUACGGUGUUUCUGUAGCAUUGUGGCUAUUGUUAUUUUUCACA
Pelmatolapia mariae (spotted tilapia) is the source of this 2477-nucleotide messenger RNA. RefSeq names its product ADP-ribosylation factor 4-like. Gene Ontology annotation, biological process: vesicle-mediated transport; intracellular protein transport. The record is from RefSeq and is a predicted model, not a curated record. Lineage: Eukaryota; Metazoa; Chordata; Actinopteri; Cichliformes; Cichlidae. Gene Ontology annotation, cellular component: plasma membrane; cytoplasm. Bases 165 to 704 code for a protein of 179 amino acids. The transcript has 6 exons. Gene Ontology annotation, molecular function: GTPase activity; GTP binding.